AUGAAGGACUGCUACCAACUGAAGCCUAAAUUGUUUUAUCCAGGGAAGUUCCUAAUUCGGAAUAACAAUAAACUUAGAGAAGACACCCUAAGGAAGAAUUCAUUAUCUGAGCAGAGAGAAAUCACAGGAUGUGAAGAAAAAAGGGGGACCUUGUGGGUUUUCACCUUUUCCGACGCAUUUCUUUGGGCGUUGGCCCUUUCUUUGUUCUAUACCUUAAUACAGAAUGUACAUUGCCCUGAAUGGCCAAGAGUCAGUUAUGACGGAGUCAGGAAUCUGUCGAAUGGUAGGAAGUGGAGAAAUCUGUCUGAGGGCAUUCCAUCUCAUGUGAAAGGAUUCAGGAGACCCCAUUUAUCGGAGGACGGAGAAAUAGUCUUUGAGGCAAAAAAAGGUAGUGGCAAAGAUAAGGAUUUGUCACCAGAAAUUCGGAAAAUAUAUGAUAAAAUCGAAAGGGGCUUCCCGAAGGAGUACUCAAAUAUGUUAACUGAAAGAGACAAAAGAAGAUGUGUCGAGAAUGUGAUGCUUUUUAAGAAUAACAAUUCGGAAGAAAUGACUGAUGAAGAAUUGAACGAAAGGAUUGGUAAAUUAAAAGGACCUGUAGAUACUGGAACCAUGCUUUAUGUGUGGAAUUAUGUUUAUGACCAUGAGAGGAAGAAGUAUAUUCGCAUGGUAGAGGACAUGCGAGAAGCAUGUAGAAUAUUGGCUGACUAUUAUAAUGUCCCCUGGGAGUGCGAAAUGAAAAAAUAUAGUUACGCUCACGAUAAAAUGAUAAAAAUGUUAUUGAAAAGGGAAAAUUUUGAAAUAAAAAAUAUCAAGGAGUUUGCUACUGAUGAGCCUAUAUGUGCCAGGUGGGAAUUUCAGAGGUACCUGAAGCUUAAGCAGAGGUCGUGGGCCGAUUUUACUGAGCGUAUGGGAAGGAAGUGGACGAACAAGUUGGAACACUCCUUUAGGAAGGUUAAAUGCGUGGACAUCUGUUGA
Messenger RNA from Plasmodium coatneyi, 975 nucleotides. RefSeq lists its product as uncharacterized. Lineage: Eukaryota; Apicomplexa; Aconoidasida; Haemosporida; Plasmodiidae. The record is from RefSeq and is a predicted model, not a curated record. Bases 1 to 975 code for a protein of 324 amino acids. The transcript has 2 exons.